Molecule: messenger RNA, 2494 nt
Organism: Bombus terrestris (buff-tailed bumblebee)
Lineage: Eukaryota; Metazoa; Arthropoda; Insecta; Hymenoptera; Apidae
Gene: nAChRalpha2
Product: acetylcholine receptor subunit alpha-L1
Exons: 8
Coding region: 302-1936 (544 amino acids)
Biological process (GO): chemical synaptic transmission; nervous system process; signal transduction
Cellular component (GO): neuron projection; synapse; postsynaptic membrane
Molecular function (GO): acetylcholine-gated monoatomic cation-selective channel activity; transmembrane signaling receptor activity
Source: RefSeq, a predicted model, not a curated record
AACAUCAUCCAGUGGUCCAUUGGCCGUACAGAAUGUCAUUUCUGUUCUGCGCUCGUCCGGCUUUUCGCGAAUGAAACGGGACGCGUCAGUAAUGCGAGACCGAUCGACUCCUCUUCGUAUUCCUGAUUGCCGGUCAUCGCAGUCACCCAACAAUUCGAAGAAACCGCGCUAGAUUAUAAAAAUCGUGAAACACGAGAGAAAAUCUUUUAAGAAGAGCGCUCGAGAAGGCUGAAACAAACGGCAAUCGCAAGAUGCCAAUUGGACUCGAGUACAAAAACUAGCCAGGAAACAUUCACUCGAAAUGAUACUGCAGGCAAUCAUCUUGAUCCUUUCUGCAAGGAUAUGCUACAGCAAUCCCGAUGCAAAGAGGCUGUACGACGAUUUACUGUCGAAUUACAAUCGACUGAUUCGUCCCGUUUCUAAUAACAAUGACACCGUAGUCGUUAAACUAGGACUUCGUCUGUCCCAACUCAUAGAUCUCAAUUUGAAGGAUCAAAUUCUCACGACCAACGUUUGGCUCGAACACGAAUGGCAAGACCACAAAUUCCAGUGGGAUCCAGCAGAAUACGGAGGUGUCACUGAACUCUAUGUACCUAGCGAACACAUAUGGCUUCCGGACAUUGUACUUUACAACAAUGCGGACGGAGAGUACGGCGUGACUACAAUGACAAAAGCUAUUCUUCAUUACACUGGGAAAGUCCUUUGGACACCUCCAGCAAUUUUCAAAUCCUCCUGCGAGAUAGACGUCCGAUACUUUCCAUUCGAUCAGCAAACUUGCUUCAUGAAAUUCGGUUCAUGGACCUAUGAUGGUAUUCAGAUCGACUUGAAACACAUUAAUCAAAACACGGGAGACAAAGUCGAAGUUGGCAUCGAUCUUCGCGAAUAUUACCCCAGCGUCGAAUGGGAUAUAUUGGGAGUUCCAGCGGAGCGACACAAGAAGUAUUAUCCCUGCUGCGACGAACCCUAUCCUGACAUUUUCUUUAACAUCACUCUACGUCGAAAAACGCUGUUCUAUACGGUGAAUCUAAUCGUGCCCUGCGUGAGCAUCUCUUACUUAUCGGUGCUCGCAUUUUACCUACCCGCCGACUCUGGCGAGAAAAUCGCCCUCUGCAUUAACAUUCUCCUAUCGCAGACAAUGUUUUUCCUCUUGAUAUCAGAAAUCAUACCAUCCACGUCGCUAGCACUACCGUUGUUAGGCAAAUACUUACUUUUCACGAUGAUUCUAGUCGGUCUUUCGGUAGUUAUAACGAUUAUUAUACUAAACGUUCACUAUCGUAAACCAAGCACUCAUAAAAUGGCACCGUGGGUGAGGAAGAUUUUCAUAAGAAGAUUACCGAAACUCCUUUUAAUGAGAGUACCCGAUGAUCUUCUCAACGAUCUUGCCGCGCAUAAAAUACACGGCAGAGGAAAAUACGGUAAGAAAAGCAAAUUCAACGCUGCGGUAGCGGCUGCCGUGCAAUCCUCUUCGAUAGUCUCUUCACCGGAUUCCGCUCGCCACCAACGGAUCGGCGGUAGAUACCGAUGUAAUGGAUUGCAUACAACGUCUGCGCAUAACAGAUUUCUUGGUGGUAUCGGUGGGUAUAAUGGACUUCCUACGGUAAUGUCCGGAUUGGACGAGUCUCUGAGCGACGUAACUCCUAGGAAGAAGUAUCCCUUCGAACUUGAGAAAGCGUUGCACAAUGUGAUGUUCAUUCAACAUCACAUACAACGACAAGACGAGUUUAAUGCGGAAGAUCAGGACUGGGGUUUCGUAGCAAUGGUUCUUGAUAGACUUUUUCUGUGGAUCUUCACAAUAGCUUCGAUCGUUGGCACGUUCAUCAUUCUUUGCGAGGCCCCAGCACUUCGUGACAAUACCAAACCAAUCGACAUGGAGUAUUCUUCUGUGGCUCAACAACAAUUUCUUCCUCAUGGCGAUUUGUUACAAACUAUCGUAUAAAACUUUUAGGAGAAAUAGACACACUUAAAGAAGCUGAGGUGCUGAUUUCACGUAUUUCUCAUAGGAAUUCACGAAGUUAUAGUACGAUAUCGCACCAAUCAAACAUUUUAUUUCUGAAUUUUCCUUAUUCGGACGAAUCAACAACCUCAGCUUCCUUGUCGUUUUUAUCAUAAAAUAUACAAAUUUUCAAUAGCAUUGCAAAUGUCUAAAAGUAUGUUUAAGUUGUACUUGAUAGUAUAAUACGUGCACAUAACGAAUAAGUGCUCUUGAAUAACAAUAAACGUGUUAAUGUUAUUUGUAGAAAUUUUGUAACGUCGAUUACGUAGAACGGUUAAAACGGAAUAUUAAUUGUCCAUCAAAAUCUGUGUAUAGGGAGAAACAUUUUCUGCUCGAAUCGAUAUCUUCCCGAAGAGCAAUGAAGAAAAUUGUUAUGUAGUAAAUUUUUUCAACUACUAAAAUAUAAAUCAACCUUUUUCAUUAAAAAUGAAAUAUAUAUACUCUAACUCGUUCGAUAUCUUGUAUGCCUAUAAAAAUUAAAUAAACGACAAUUAUAAAGCA